Molecule: messenger RNA, 703 nt
Organism: Medioppia subpectinata
Lineage: Eukaryota; Metazoa; Arthropoda; Arachnida; Sarcoptiformes; Oppiidae
Source: the annotation of a GenBank genome assembly
CAUUAAUACGAGACAAACAAAUUAUAAAAUGAAGAUCAUUUUAUUAAUUGCUGCGUUCGUAUGUUGCGCAUUGGCCGCACCUACCACUGCACCUGAUGUUUAUCGGGAGGAGUUGAUCAAACGUGGCGAGGCGUUGGAGGCCAGGGUGCAAAAGAGUAUUGCCAAGCUGAUUGCCGAGGACCGUGGUCAUUUGGCCGCUGAGCUCAAGGAGGAGGAGACUAGGGUCGAGGCGCUCAUCAAUGAGCUCAAGACUACGAGUCCCGGACCCGAGGCUCUCAGGCUAUUGGAGGAGGAGAUUGUGAGGGUUGAGGACCGCGUGACUCAAGAGGAGAAAUUUAUUGAGAAAGAGACCCAGACACAAGAUGAGCUGUUAAAAGACGCCAAAAUACUGCAAAACUACGUCACCCUAGAGUUGGCCGUUCUGGCCAACGUGACCGGACCCGAUCGGGAAAAGGCCCAACUCAUGGCCAAAGCCCUGCGCAAAGAGGAGCACCGGCUCGAGCAGAUGUGCCAGGAGUUGAUCAACGCUCAGACCCCUAGACGUAUCGCUGAGCUUGAGGUAGAGGUGCGCGUGAUCGAGGUGCACAUUGUCGAGAUACUGCGCUACGCUCAUUUCGUGCCGCCCACACCCGCACCGGGACCGGUCACCCCAGGACCUACCCACUCGAUGCACACUGUGCCCGGCACUGUGCCAUCAGUCUAA